AUGAAGAUGAAUUUUGCGGCACCUGAAAUUGUUACAAAGGAAAAAGAUGUCGGAAUUGUGAUUGCUGGAAUGACUGUUUGGCUAAGUGAUAUCGAGCCUGCUCCUCCGAAACACACAGAAAUUCUAGGACGACCACUGCAACGGGUGGCACUUUAUGUCUUAAAAAGGAUGAAUUUAGUGCCAGAACAUGUGGAAACUCGACCCUUGUAUAGCGCAAUUAAUCCGGAUAUUCAGUGCGGCAAACUGGAAAUGUUCGUCGACCUGUUUCCGCACUCAAUAGGCCCGGUUCCUUCGCCUCUCAAUAUAUCGCCACGUCGGCCGCACAAAUUCCAGCUACGUGUUGCAGUCUGGAGUGUCCGUAACGUGAUCCUGACUAAAAGAACGAUGGGAAAACCGGUUAGUUAUGGACAGAUUUCUUGUUUUACGGAUCAUUAA
Molecule: messenger RNA, 435 nt
Organism: Gongylonema pulchrum
Lineage: Eukaryota; Metazoa; Nematoda; Chromadorea; Rhabditida; Gongylonematidae
Source: the annotation of a GenBank genome assembly